Xiphias gladius (swordfish) is the source of this 3613-nucleotide messenger RNA. RefSeq names its product atlastin-2-like. Gene Ontology annotation, biological process: endoplasmic reticulum organization; protein homooligomerization. The record is from RefSeq and is a predicted model, not a curated record. The transcript is spliced from 13 exons. The coding region runs from base 32 to 1741 and encodes 569 amino acids. Gene Ontology annotation, molecular function: GTPase activity; GTP binding. Lineage: Eukaryota; Metazoa; Chordata; Actinopteri; Istiophoriformes; Xiphiidae.
GCGGUCCGCUGCUACCAGCAGGUCAAGGAAUAUGGCGGCGGAGGAGGAGAGCAGGUUGAAGCAGCGGAAUCACAAAAACAGCAUCUUCAGAGAGGGUGGCCACAAGUUUACGUCGGACACAUCCCCGAUGAGGCAUGAGGAGGAGGAGGAGGAGGAGGAGGAGGUGGGCGUGGCCAGGCCGGUGCAGAUUGUGAUGGCAAAUGAGGAGGAGCACUCGUUCACGUUGCAGGAGGAGGCGCUGGAGAGGCUGCUGCUGCAGGACGAGGUGCAGGACCUCCACGUGGUCGUCGUCUCUGUGGCCGGAGCUUUCCGCAAGGGCAAGUCCUUCCUACUGGACUUCAUGCUGCGCUACAUGUACAAACAGUCCAAUUCAUGGAUCGGCAACGUGGACGAGCCUCUGACGGGCUUCACCUGGCGGGGCGGCUGUGAGAGGGAGACCACAGGCAUCCUGGCCUGGAGCGAGCUGUUCGUGGUGGAGAAACCUGACGGCUGCAAGGUUGCAGUUCUACUAAUGGACACACAGGGGGCGUUUGACAGCCAGUCUACCAUCAAAGACUGUGCCACGCUGUUCGCUCUGAGCACCAUGACCAGCUCUGUCCAGGUGUACAACCUGUCCCAGAACGUCCAGGAAGACGACCUUCAGCACCUCCAGCUCUUCACUGAGUACGGACGACUGGCCAUGGAGGAAGUCUACGAGAAACCUUUUCAGACCCUGAUGUUCCUGAUCAGGGACUGGAGUUACCCUUACGAACAUCCGUACGGUCUGGAGGGAGGAUGGAGCUUCCUGGAGAAACGACUGCAGGUGAAGCAGAACCAACAUGAGGAGCUGCAGAACGUCAGGAAACACAUCCACUCCUGUUUCUCCAACAUCAGCUGCUUCCUACUGCCUCACCCCGGCCUCAAGGUGGCCACUAACCCUCAGUUUGAUGGCCGGCUCAGAGAUAUCGAUGAGGACUUUAAGAAGGAGCUGGUGAACCUCGUCCCGACGCUGCUCUCUCCGGAGAACCUGGUGGAGAAAGAGAUAGGAGGAGUCAAAAUCACCUGCAGAGACCUGCUGCAGUACUUCAAAGCUUACAUGAAGAUCUACCAGGGAGAGGAGCUCCCUCACCCCAAGUCCAUGCUGCAGGCAACAGCUGAAGCCAAUAACCUUGCAGCUGUAGCAGGAGCCAAAGACGUAUACAACAAGAGCAUGGAGCAGAUCUGCGGUGGAGAUAAACCCUACAUUUCCCCGGCGGAGCUGGAGCACCGUCACGCGGAGCUGCGGCAGGUGUCGGUGCGGCACUUCCGCUCCGUUAAGAAGAUGGGCGGCGAGGAUUUCUGCCGGCGCUACCAGGAGCAGCUGGAGGCGGAGCUGGACGAGGCCUACACCAACUUCAGUAAGCACAACGACGGCAAGAACAUCUUCUACGCCGCGCGGACGCCCGCCACGCUGUUCGCCGUCAUGUUCGUGAUGUACGUGGUGUCGCUGGUCACGGGCUUCGUGGGCAUCAGCUCCGUGGCCACGCUGUGUAACCUCGUGAUGGGCGUGACUCUGACGGCACUCUGUAUCUGGGCUUACGUCAAAUACUCCGGAGAGUUUCGUGAGGUGGGAGGAGUCAUCGACCAGGUGGCCGAAACCCUCUGGGAACAGGUUUUCUCCAAACUCUUCGAGGUGGCUCGGAGUCGAGUCCCGUUGGGAAGCCUGAUCCCGGCGCCGUGGCCUCGGCUCACCACAAACAACAACGUGAAGAAGAAAAACUAGCAGCACGCCACCUUGGUCUCGUCACGUUUUAUUUUUCCCCUCUCCCUCACCCUCUGCUCGGUUGUGAAACGACAUUUUUAGGACGGUUUGACAGGUAUAAAUCAGUCUUUGUUCUCUGACUGUAGAUGAUGGUUCCCCACCGUGACGGCCGUAGGUUUAAGGACUCGCUGUAGACCCGGACGAAGCAGUUUGAUGUAUUUUAUUAUUUGUCAGUGGGCGGGGUUAUGGUAUUUAUUGGUGGGAGGGGCCAUUGUUCUAUCACUGAGCGUCAUCCCGGGUGUGUGUUCACCUGUCGCACGAUGACUCGUCAUCUUAAUGAUUCCCAUUUAUGUGAAUGUAUGAAUGAAGACCGUGACCACAGACCCUCCUGUCGUCCGAGUCAGGCUCGUCUCUGUCGCUGGGCGGCGUCACGAGGAGGAGUCACAACCAAAGUUUACGGCUUUACUCAUAGAGGCUCUCAGACAGAGCGAACUGACAAACACGGGCAGGAAACUGCAGCUGACGGGUGGUUUUUGGGGCUUGAAGGACCGUUUGGUUUCAGGGAAAGUUUUCCUACUUACCCAGAAUCAGAAACUCAUGGAUGAGUUCCUCCAUUUCUCUGCCCUUUUGAAGGUAAAUUGAAGAGUCUGGCGUAGCUCUUGAUGAAAUGGGAGCAGUAGACAAAUACACCUGAGGCCUCAAAAACUCAUAAUUCCUCAAACUUCUGUGUCCGUUGAAGUGACCAGACAUCAGUCAGGAGAUGGAGGAAGGCCAGAGAAAUGCUACGCACCAAUCCGUGGUAAAUAUUCACGGAAGUGUCAGUCUGCUUCAGUGAAGUGGAACCUGCCGUCGUCACGUGACCUUAAGCGCAGGAAGUCCGGUCAAAUGGCUACGGAAGUGGAUCUUCCAUUUAGAAGAAUAAUAGAACCGGAGACGAUGGAUCACUGGAUUUUUUUUUUUUUUGUCUUAAGCCCAUGACCUCAGCACUUCAUACGUUACUGUGAUUCUGUCACAUAGCGUUCAUUACUUUAUUUUAUUUUUUUAACCUGUUAUUCAGCAGCAAGUUGUGUCUUUAAAAUGUAUUUUUAAAAUCUCAUAGAUGUCUAAUGUGAGUCCACAAUGAAAGUAAAUUCAAGACCAACACUUCUGUCUCGGUCUGCCACAGCCAGCGGAGCAGAGAGGCACAGUCUGUACAAACGGUUUUUCAUUCUGACUGAAUGCAAGUAACCAUGACUCUCAUCAUCGAUUCAUCCGCAGAUUAUUUUCUCCAUGGAUCGAUUAUUAGUUUUGUCUCUAAAAUGUCCAAACGUAACGUGAAAUGCUUCACUCCCGGAGCCCGGUUUUGUGCGAAGGUCAGUCCAGAAGUCGAAAACCCAAAGACAUUCAGUUCACAGCGACACCGGACAAAGAAAAAUGUUAAAUCUGCAGACGUGAGAAGUUGGAAAAACGACAGAAACGAAUCAGUUAUCAAACGGUUGCCCAUCAGUUUUCCACCAACUGACUAAUCGAUUGAUCCACUGAUCGUUUCAGCUCUGAUUCUGAGCAGGAAGUAGACAUCUGAGGUUAGGAAAUACCUCAGACGCUGCUGGAUACAAAGCAAAAAAUAAGCAUUUGAUUCUUUCCCUCUCGGGAUUGUGGAGUGAGUCACGGACUCAUUUUCAGCCUGGCGUUACUCGCUGUUCCUCGUGGUUUUAAACCAGGUUUUCACGCUGCUGUUAACAGGAAGUGGCUCAGAUCUUCAAUACGAAGUAAUUUUAAAUACGAAGUUGAAAAUAUGAAUACAGGGUUGGUGAAGUCAUGAGUGUCAACAGGAGGUGAACAGCGUUCGCGGUCGCUCUGAGCUCUUGUGAAUUAGCUCAAAUAUUCUUAAAACUAAAUUUUAAAAAAGAGAAA